Molecule: messenger RNA, 9052 nt
Organism: Coregonus sp. 'balchen'
Lineage: Eukaryota; Metazoa; Chordata; Actinopteri; Salmoniformes; Salmonidae
Source: the annotation of a GenBank genome assembly
AUGGCAGGCCAUCUUGGGGUCAACAAGACGUAUGACCGGUUGGCUCCCGAUGGUAGUGUGGCAGGCCAUCUUGGGGUCAACAAGACGUAUGACCGGUUGGCUCCCGAUGGUAGUAUGGCAGGCCAUCUUGUGCUCAACAAGACGUAUGACCGGUUGGCUCCCGAUGGUAGUAUGGCAGGCCAUCUUGGGCUCAACAAGACGUAUGACCGUAUCUUGUGUAACUUCUUCUGGCCUGGUCUGAAACAGGAUGUUGUGUCUUGCUGUAAAUCCUGUCGCAUUUGCCAGCGGACAGGUAAACCGAACCAAGCUGUACUGGUUGCACCUUUAUAGCCUAUUCCUGCUUUUGACGAACCUUUCAGCAGGGUUCUGGUGGAUUGUAUUUAGGCCCAAAGCAAAGAGUGGUAACCAGUUUCUCUUAACCAUCAUGUGCGCUGACACUUGUUUCCCUGUGGCCAUUCCACUGAGGAAAAUCACGGCUCUGGUGAAAUUAUUUUCAACUUUUGGACUUCCGCAGGUAGUGCAAUCGGACCAAGGUUUCGAAUUUCAUGAAAAAAGAACUUCCAGCAAGUGCUACAACAGUUGGGUGUAACCCAUUUACCAAUCUAGUGCCUACCACCCAGAGUCUCAAGUGCUCUUAAGAGACUUCAUCAGACUUUGAAGUCUAUGUUGAGAGUUUACUGCUUUGAGUUUGAGAAGGACUGGGAUGAAGGGGUCUUGUGCUGUUUGCAGCGCGGGAGGUUGUUCAGGAAUCUCUCGGUUUUAGUCCGAAUGAGCUCGUAUGUGGACAUCAUGUCAGAGGUCCUUUGAGCUUGCUGAGAGAGAGGUUGUUGCAGGGCUACACCUUAAACAGAAAAACAAAUCUGUUGGAGCACGUUAGCGCUUUUCGAUACAGAUUGCACCGCACCUGUGAGUUUGUCAGUGAGAAUCUGAAAGUUUGAUACAUCGAAAGGCACUUUCGAUGUGGGUGACCCAGUCUUGGUUUUGUUGCUCGUUCUGAGGUCACCGUUGCAAGCUCGCUUUUCAGGCCCUUACGCCAUAGUGUAAAAAGUUGGUAAUUGGGAUUACAUUGCCACACCGAAGCACAGGUUGAAACCAUACUUCACCUGCUACGAUGGUGCGGAGAAGUCGGUGGAAACCGGUAGAGAUGUCCUGCCUGUAGCCACUGCUGUCACCAUUGACUAUAGUCUUCCUCAAAAGCACGAGGAAAGCCCAAUGUACCCUGUGCCUGUGGGACAGCUGAGUAACUCAGAGAUUCUAGAAAACCUUGAUGUCUUUUUGGCAUACUUUUGUCAGUCCUGAUGGUUUGUUUUCCUACCUUCGUCUCCCGUUCGGGUUACGAAAUUAUGGAGCCCCGACUGUCAGGAGGCUUUUGAGAAGACAAAACCCCUUUUGGUCUCUGCACCGGUGCUAGCUGCUCUGAAUUUCCGUAGUCCAUUUGCUUUGUAUACCAAUACCAGCGAUGUAGGAACCGGGGCUUAGCUCCUGCAGAAAGAUGAUAACUAUGUUGAGCACCCUUUUUUCUUUUUUUUCUUUUUUACGUCAUUUAGCAGACGCUCUUAUCCAGAGCGACUUACAGUUAGUGCAUACAGUGGGGAAAAAAAGUAUUUAGUCAGCCACCAAUUGUGCAAGUUCUCCCACUUAAAAAGAUGAGAGAGGCCUGUCAUUUUCAUCAUAGGUACACGUCAACUAUGACAGACAUUGAGAAUUUUUUUUCCAGAAAAUCACAUUGUAGGAUUUUUUAUGAAUUUAUUUGCAAAUUAUGGUGGAAAAUAAGUAUUUGGUCACCUACAAACAAGCAAGAUUUCUGGCUCUCACAGACCUGUAACGUCUUCUUUAAGAGGCUCCUCUGUCCUCCACUCGUUACCUGUAUUAAUGGCACCUGUUUGAACUUGUUAUCAGUAUAAAAGACACCUGUCCACAACCUCAAACAGUCACACUCCAAACUCCACUAUGGUCAAGACCAAAGAGCUGUCAAGGGACACCAGAAACAAAAUUGUAGACCUGCACCAGGCUGGGAAGACUGAAUCUGCAAUAGGUAAGCAGCUUGGUUUGAAGAAAUCAACUGUGGGAGCAAUUAUUAGGAAAUGGAAGACAUACAAGACCACUGAUAAUCUCCCUCGAUCUGGGUCUCCACGCAAGAUCUCACCCCGUGGGGUCAAAAUGAUCACAAGAACGGUGAGCAAAAAUCCCAGAACCACACGGGGGGACCUAGUGAAUGACCUGCAGAGAGCUGGGACCAAAGUAACAAAGCUUACCAUCAGUAACACACUACGCCGCCAGGGACUCAAAUCCUGCAUUGCCAGACGUGUCCCCCUGCUUAAGCCAGUACAUGUCCAGGCCCGUCUGAAGUUUGCUAGAGUGCAUUUGGAUGAUCCAGAAGAGGAUUGGGAGAAUGUCAUAUGGUCAGAUGAAACCAAAAUAUAACUUUUUGUUAAAAACUCAACUCAUCGUGUUUGGAGGACAAAGAAUGCUGAGUUGCAUCCAAAGAACACCAUACCUACUGUGAAGCAUGGGGGUGGAAACUUCAUGCUUUGGGGCUGUUUUUCUGCAAAGGGACCAGGACAACUGAUCCGUGUAAAGGAAAGAAUGAAUGGGGCCAUGUAUCGUGAGAUUUUGAGUGAAAACCUCCUUCCAUCAGCAAGGGCAUUGAAGAUGAAACGUGGCUGGGUCUUUCAGCAUGACAAUGAUCCCAAACACACCGCCCGGGCAACGAAGGAGUGGCUUCGUAAGAAGCAUUUCAAGGUCCUGGAGUGGCCUAGCCAGUCUCCAGAUCUCAACCCCAUAGAAAAUCUUUGGAGGGAGUUGAAAGUCCGUGUUACCCAGUGACAGCCCCAAAACAUCACUGCUCUAGAGGAGAUCUGCAUGGAGGAAUGGGCCAAAAUACCAGCAACAGUGUGUGAAAACCUUGUGAAGACUUACAGAAAACGUUUGACCUGUGUCAUUGCCAACAAAGGGUAUAUAACAAAGUAUUGAGAAACUUUUGUUAUUGACCAAAUACUUAUUUUCCACCAUAAUUUGCAAAUAAAUUCAUAAAAAAUCCUACAAUGUGAUUUUCUGGAUUUUUAUUUCUCAUUUUGUCUGUUAUAGUUGACGUGUACCUAUGAUGAAAAUUACAGGCCUCUCUCAUCUUUUUAAGUGGGAGAACUUGCACAAUUGGUGGCUGACUAAAUACUUUUUUUCCCCACUGUACAUUAUUCUUUUUUAUUUUCAUACUGGCCCCCCGUGGGAAUCGAACCCACAACCCUGGCGUUGCAAAUGCCAUGCUCUACCAACUGAGCUACCUCCCUGCCGGCCAUUCCCUCCCCUACCCUGGACCAAUUGUGCGCCGCCCCAUUGGUCUCCCGGUUGCGGCCGGCUACAGCAGAGCCUGGAUUCGAACCAGGAUCUCUAGUGGCACAGCUAGCACUGUGAUGCAGUGCCUUAGACCACUGCGCCACUCGGGAGGUUACUACCCCUGUGGGGUAGUUUUCAAAGAAAUUGGCCUCGUAUCAAAAACAUUUGAUUGACUAUCGAGAAGGAGAUGCUCACUUUGGUACUGGCUCUUCAGCACUUCAAGGCUUAUGUAUCGGUCACUACACUUCUGGUGGUCUAUACCAAUCAUAUAACCCUCUUAUGUAUCGGUCACUACACUUCUGGUGGUCUAUACCAAUCAUAUAACCCUCUUAUGUAUCGGUCACUACACUUCUGGUGGUCUAUACCAAUCAUAUAACCCUCUUAUGUAUCGGUCACUACACUUCUGGUGGUCUAUACCAAUCAUAUAACCCUCUUAUGUAUCGGUCACUACACUUCUGGUGGUCCGGGUUAUAUCUGUCAGCACUAGGCCGGGUUAUAUCUGUAUGUAUCGGUCACUACACUUCUGGUGGUCUAUACCAAUCAUAUAACCCUCUUAUGUAUCGGUCACUACACUUCUGGUGGUCUAUACCAAUCAUAUAACCCUCUUAUGUAUCGGUCACUACACUUCUGGUGGUCUAUACCAAUCAUAUAACCCUCUUAUGUAUCGGUCACUACACUUCUGGUGGUCUAUACCAAUCAUAUAACCCUCUUAUGUAUCGGUCACUACACUUCUGGUGGUCUAUACCAAUCAUAUAACCCUCUUAUGUAUCGGUCACUACACUUCUGGUGGUCUAUACCAAUCAUAUAACCCUCUUAUGUAUCGGUCACUACACUUCUGGUGGUCUAUACCAAUCAUAUAACCCUCUUAUGUAUCGGUCACUACACUUCUGGUGGUCUAUACCAAUCAUAUAACCCUCUUAUGUAUCGGUCACUACACUUCUGGUGGUCUAUACCAAUCAUAUAACCCUCUUAUGUAUCGGUCACUACACUUCUGGUGGUCUAUACCAAUCAUAUAACCCUCUUAUGUAUCGGUCACUACACUUCUGGUGGUCUAUACCAAUCAUAUAACCCUCUUAUGUAUCGGUCACUACACUUCUGGUGGUCUAUACCAAUCAUAUAACCCUCUUAUGUAUCGGUCACUACACUUCUGGUGGUCUAUACCAAUCAUAUAACCCUCUUAUGUAUCGGUCACUACACUUCUGGUGGUCCGGGUUAUAUCUGUAUGUAUCGGUCACUACACUUCUGGUGGUCUAUACCAAUCAUAUAACCCUCUUAUGUAUCGGUCACUACACUUCUGGUGGUCUAUACCAAUCAUAUAACCCUCUUAUGUAUCGGUCACUACACUUCUGGUGGUCUAUACCAAUCAUAUAACCCUCUUAUGUAUCGGUCACUACACUUCUGGUGGUCUAUACCAAUCAUAUAACCCUCUUAUGUAUCGGUCACUACACUUCUGGUGGUCUAUACCAAUCAUAUAACCCUCUUAUGUAUCGGUCACUACACUUCUGGUGGUCUAUACCAAUCAUAUAACCCUCUUAUGUAUCGGUCACUACACUUCUGGUGGUCUAUACCAAUCAUAUAACCCUCUUAUGUAUCGGUCACUACACUUCUGGUGGUCUAUACCAAUCAUAUAACCCUCUUAUGUAUCGGUCACUACACUUCUGGUGGUCUAUACCAAUCAUAUAACCCUCUUAUGUAUCGGUCACUACACUUCUGGUGGUCUAUACCAAUCAUAUAACCCUCUUAUGUAUCGGUCACUACACUUCUGGUGGUCUAUACCAAUCAUAUAACCCUCUUAUGUAUCGGUCACUACACUUCUGGUGGUCUAUACCAAUCAUAUAACCCUCUUAUGUAUCGGUCACUACACUUCUGGUGGUCUAUACCAAUCAUAUAACCCUCUUAUGUAUCGGUCACUACACUUCUGGUGGUCCGGGUUAUAUCUGUAUGUAUCGGUCACUACACUUCUGGUGGUCUAUACCAAUCAUAUAACCCUCUUAUGUAUCGGUCACUACACUUCUGGUGGUCUAUACCAAUCAUAUAACCCUCUUAUGUAUCGGUCACUACACUUCUGGUGGUCUAUACCAAUCAUAUAACCCUCUUAUGUAUCGGUCACUACACUUCUGGUGGUCUAUACCAAUCAUAUAACCCUCUUAUGUAUCGGUCACUACACUUCUGGUGGUCUAUACCAAUCAUAUAACCCUCUUAUGUAUCGGUCACUACACUUCUGGUGGUCUAUACCAAUCAUAUAACCCUCUUAUGUAUCGGUCACUACACUUCUGGUGGUCUAUACCAAUCAUAUAACCCUCUUAUGUAUCGGUCACUACACUUCUGGUGGUCUAUACCAAUCAUAUAACCCUCUUAUGUAUCGGUCACUACACUUCUGGUGGUCUAUACCAAUCAUAUAACCCUCUCAUUUUCCUGCAAAAGACGGGGUCCACGAACUGCCGACUCCUUCGCUGGAGUCUCAUAUUACAGGAGUUUCCCCUUGAAAUCAGACAUGUCCGUGGUAAGGACAACUUGGUUGCUGAUUAUCUUUCAAGGGUGGGCAGUCAAUACGUUUUGUGUUUAGCCAGUGUAUAGCCCUGGCUCACAAUUUACCUUUUGCCGUUUUGGAGAUGAGUUUUGUUUUGGUUGCGCUCAUUCCAAGGGGAUUAGAGUUAUAGAAACGUUCAUGAUUUUACCUGUUUCUCAAAACUUGUGAGUUAAGGUUAUUUAUGCCCGUAAUAAAGCCCUUUUGUGGGGAGAAACUCAUUCGAUUGUCUAGGCCUGGCUCCCCAGUGGGUGGGCCUAUGCACUCCCAGGCCCACCCGUGGCUGCAUCCCUGCCCAGUCACGUGAAAUCCAUAGAUUAGGGCCUAAUGAAUUUAUUUCAAUUGACUGAUUUCCUGAUAUGAACUUUAACUCUUUGAAAUUGUUGCAUGUUGCGUUUUUAUAUAUUUUUAUUUCUUCUAAGACAUAAUUAUGUAGUAGUGUUGGCUGUAAACUGUCAGCACUAGGCUGGGUUAUAUCUGUCAGCACUAGGCUGGGUUAUAUCUGUCAGCACUAGGCUGGGUUAUAUCUGUCAGCACUAGGCUGGGUUAUAUCUGUCAGCACUAGGCUGGGUUAUAUCUGUCAGCACUAGGCUGGGUUAUAUCUGUCAGCACUAGGCUGGGUUAUAUCUGUCAGCACUAGGCUGGGUUAUAUCUGUCAGCACUAGGCUGGGUUAUAUCUGUCAGCACUAGGCUGGGUUAUAUCUGUCAGCACUAGGCUGGGUUAUAUCUGUCAGCACUAGGCUGGGUUAUAUCUGUCAGCACUAGGCUGGGUUAUAUCUGUCAGCACUAGGCUGGGUUAUAUCUGUCAGCACUAGGCUGGGUUAUAUCUGUCAGCACUAGGCUGGGUUAUAUCUGUCAGCACUAGGCUGGGUUAUAUCUGUCAGCACUAGGCUGGGUUAUAUCUGUCAGCACUAGGCUGGGUUAUAUCUGUCAGCACUAGGCUGGGUUAUAUCUGUCAGCACUAGGCUGGGUUAUAUCUGUCAGCACUAGGCGGGUUAUAUCUGUCAGCACUAGGCCGGGUUAUAUCUGUCAGCACUAGGCCGGGUUAUAUCUGUCAGCACUAGGCCGGGUUAUAUCUGUCAGCACUAGGCUGGGUUAUAUCUGUCAGCACUAGGCUGGGUUAUAUCUGUCAGCACUAGGCCGGGUUAUAUCUGUCAGCACUAGGCCGGAUUAUAUCUGUCAGCACUAGGCCGGGUUAUAUCUGUCAGCACUAGGCCGGGUUAUAUCUGUCAGCACUAGGCCGGGUUUUAUCUGUCAGCACUAGGCUGGGUUUUAUCUGUCAGCACUAGGCUGGGUUAUAUCUGUCAGCACUAGGCUGGGUUAUAUCUGUCAGCACUAGGCUGGGUUAUAUCUGUCAGCACUAGGCUGGGUUAUAUCUGUCAGCACUAGGCUGGGUUAUAUCUGUCAGCACUAGGCUGGGUUAUAUCUGUCAGCACUAGGCCGGGUUAUAUCUGUUAGCACUAGGCCGGGUUAUAUCUGUCAGCACUAGGCUGGGUUAUAUCUGUCAGCACUAGGCUGGGUUAUAUCUGUCAGCACUAGGCUGGGUUAUAUCUGUCAGCACUAGGCUGGGUUAUAUCUGUCAGCACUAGGCUGGGUUAUAUCUGUCAGCACUAGGCCGGGUUAUAUCUGUCAGCACUAGGCUGGGUUAUAUCUGUCAGCACUAGGCUGGGUUAUAUCUGUCAGCACUAGGCCGGGUUAUAUCUGUCAGCACUAGGCUGGGUUAUAUCUGUCAGCACUAGGCUGGGUUAUAUCUGUCAGCACUAGGCUGGGUUAUAUCUGUCUGUCCUGUUUGUGUCUGUGGACCGUUUAGCUGCUACCUCUCCGACACCUAGCCCUACUGACACAUCCAGCACUCACUAUGUCUCUCUGUCUCUGUCUCUCUCUCUCUGUCUCUGUGUCUCUCUCUGUCUCUGUAUUGUCUAUUGUCUCUGUCUCUCUGUCUCUGUCUCUCUCUGUAUCUCUCUGUCUCUGUCUCUCUCUGUCUCUGUCUGUCUCCCUCUGUCUCUCUCUCUCUGUCUCUGUCUCUCUCUGUCUCUCUCUCUCUCUGUCUCUGUCUCUCUCGGUCUCUGUCUCUCUCGGUCUCUGUCUCUCUCUGUCUCUCUCUGUCUCUCUCUCUCUGUCUCUGUCUCUCUCUGUCUAUCUCUUUCUCUGUCUCUGUCUCUGUCUCUCUCGGUCUCUGUCUCUCUCUGUCCCUCUCUGUCUCUCUGUCUCUGUGUGUUUAGAUGAGUGGGGGUAAGAAGAGGAGUGGCUUCCAGAUUACCAGUGUGACGUCAGACUACACCGGGAGCUCUGGGGAAGCCCCACCCCCUGCCCAGGCCUCUAGCCAAUCAAAUCCCUCCCCUCAGUCCUCCAGCCAAUCCACUGCUUCCUCCCAGCUUGGCCCCUUCCACCAGCAGGGAAGCUCCUCCCAGCCGACGACUCCCCUCUCUCUGAGGAAAUACAACUCCCAAGAUGCCGCGGGGCAGGGCUCCAGGUUCCGAGUUGUCCGAUUGGGCCAGGGCCACGGAGAACCCUAUCACCGGGGGCGAUGGACCUGCACUGACUUCCUGGAACGAGAGGAAGGGUUGGGGCUUAGACGGGUGAUGGACAGCAUGAGACACGCCCACUCUCUGGAGUCGCUUGAGGGGAUUGGUCUAGAGAGGGGAGGGGCUGGAGGCGGGCUGCUGGGGCACGUGCGCGCUCUCAGGACGGGACACCUUGUGCACUCUCAGGGUACCUCCCACUUGCUGGCCCAGCCAAUAGGGUCUGAUGGGGAGGGGUUUGGAGGGCUGAAGCCCCUCCUCCUCCACAGCGGCCCAUCCUCCCCCACACACCUGGACAGACUCCACUUACGAUUGGUCGACUCCACGCCCCCACUGCCCAGCCCCCGCCCACGGAACAUCCCCCCCCCUCUACGCCUGGAUGUGGACUCUACCGGGAGGGUGAGAACACAACAUACUUUCCUACAUUCCCAAGCAGAGGUUUUUUGAUAGCGUUCACUCUCUUACACACGCUAACUGUUUCUUCCUCUUUAUCUCUCACUCUCUCCCUCUCUAGUCUCUGUUGAGAGUGUCUAAUUCCCAGCCCAGCUCCCCUGGCCCCCCCCUACAGGAUAGAGAUGGUAUGUUCCCGCCCAGUCUGACUCCCAUCCAGACUCCUUCGGCCUGGUCCAUGUUCGGCUCCGGGGGGGGCUUCCAUCUGCCGGGGGACGAC